AUGGCUACGCUUUUGACGCGAAACUAUUUUUCAUUUUUGCGAAUAAAGCGCGACUUUCGCCGGCAGCCAUCGGGCGGGAUUUCCACGUGGUGCAACGACGGAUGGAAAUGUGGAAAAAGGAUUCUAAGGAAUUGUUUGGGCGUACUGAUCGGCGCGGGUACCACCUGCGGAACGUUGUUAUACAUUCUGGACCGAUCGGUUCAAGCGAUGGGCCACGACGCACACCUGCCCAGCUAUCCCUGGGACUUUGAUGGAUUCUUCUCGUGCCUGGACCACGCGGCCGUGCGACGGGGCUGGCAGGUCUACAAAACCUUGUGUCACACGUGCCACAGCCUGCGCUACGUGCAAUUCAUAAAUCUGAUCGACGUGUCGCACACGAGGGACGAGGUCAAGGCCAUUGCUGCCGAGUACGAGGUUGAGGAUGGACCAGACGAAGAGGGAAAUUACUACACGAGACCUGGAAAAUUAUCUGAUUUAUUACCGUCCCCAUAUCCAAACGAGGAAGCUGCUAGGGCGGCCAAUUUCGGGGCGUACCCACCGGAUUUGACUCACAUUAUUCUUGCUAGGAGAAACGGUAGAAAUUACUUAUUUUCUAUGUUAACGGGAUGGAUGGAGCCGCCAGCAGGAGUGUCUUUAACCGAGCAGCAAUACUUUAACAUUUACUUUCCCGGAAAUGUAAUCAAUAUGCCACAGAUGUUAAGUGACGGUGCGGUGGAAUACGACGAUGGUACUCCAUCAACAACAUCGCAAAUGGCGAAGGACUUAGUCGAAUUUUUAAGCUGGACAUCCUCGCAAAAUCUCGACGAACGAAAACGGAUGUUCGUCAAGGGAACAGGAAUCUUUAUCAUAUUAUUGGCUUCGCUUAUUUAUCAUAUGAGAUUUGUUUGGUCGCACUUAAGAAGCAGACAGAUUGCAUAUGUGCCCAAAGAAAAGUAAAUUAAAAAAUAUUCUCACAAAAGAUUUCCAAUGAUAAUUCAAAUAAA
Pogonomyrmex barbatus (red harvester ant) is the source of this 983-nucleotide messenger RNA. RefSeq lists its product as uncharacterized. The record is from RefSeq and is a predicted model, not a curated record. Gene Ontology annotation, cellular component: respiratory chain complex III. Lineage: Eukaryota; Metazoa; Arthropoda; Insecta; Hymenoptera; Formicidae. Gene Ontology annotation, biological process: mitochondrial electron transport, ubiquinol to cytochrome c. Gene Ontology annotation, molecular function: heme binding; electron transfer activity.